CGCAGCAGCCUCGAGAGCGCGAAGCCGGGCCGUGGACAUGCGCGGUCGAUGUCGCGGGGUCGAGCUAAGUACUAUGGGGAAGUCUCGCAGGAUCCGUUGGCUUCUCCGCCUGGUUCACCGCGACCGCCGACCCCUCCUACGAAUGGCGCCGUCAGAGCGUUCGUAGUCAACCCUAACGACGCGGAUACCGGGCGAGUGAGCUAUAACAGCUUCAAGACGAACGGCACUGGUGCCGGCGGUGCUGUGGGGAAGAAGAACGGAAGCGCGUUCACGGGACUCUGGCAGUACGAUAUUGAACUUGUGGACGGCGAAGAGAGGCAUGGCGAGGGACGUGCUGGAGGAAAGCCUAGUGGGGGCGGCUACACUGGUUUGUGGUCGUAUGGCGGUAGCGCGUCUGGGAAGGGCGCCGCGAACGGCAGGAGUAAUGGUACAGGAGGUGGUGCUGGCGGACGUGACGACGACGAUGACGAGCGGCGUGGCGAUCGACGUGGUCGACCGUCUGCUGGGCCUUCCUCCUUCUCGGAUUCGGACGAGUCGGACAGCUCUCUGACAGACUCUGAUGAUGUUGGCGACGAGAACAAGACGGAGAUCAUGCCCACGGACGAUGAUGUCCCUCUUGCUCGCAGCAUUCCGACCGCCCUGAAGGCGCAGAAGAGUAUCAGGCAGCAAGUCCGGGACGAGCGGAAGCGAAAGAAGAGGAACCUGCACACGUUAGCGGUCUCGCAUGGGCUAAGGGAAGAAAGCAGCUUCGAGGGCCCGCCACGUUCACCGGUGGGCGUCAACCAACGACAAGCCUUCCCUGCCGGUAUGAAUGAAAUGGAGGCAAGAGGACGGGAAGCUGCCAGACCUCUGCGUAAUAACUCGAUUCGCCCUCAAGCUGUCGACCCUUACGCCUUUCCACCCAUCUCUCCACAAUCUGCAACUGCCCCAGCACCUGGCAGUCGUCCUCGUACGAAGACUUUGCCAGGAGGCACUGCGAAUCCCAUCUCUGUUGACGAGCUGACCCAGAAGCUGAUGAACGUCAAAGCUUCAGGUGUUCCACCUAGCACCAUUUCUCGACCUCCCUCCAGGGACGGAGAAGGUGGCUCUUCUGGUUUCUUCGGCAAGAAACUAUCUCGUCCUGGUUCGAGGGACGGUGAGGGUACCAGCGGUGGUAAUUUCUUGGCACGCAUGCGCUCCUCGAGGAAGCCGCAAGAUGUAACUGCCGCCGCUGCACCCCUGCCGCCCAACGCUCCUCAGUCGCUAGGCAGGAGCGGUACGACGCGUGGCGUUGUAAGCUCCAGGCGUCCCAGUGUAGACCGAGAGCGGGAGCAGUACAUCAGCAAAGCUUCGAGCGAGGAGCGUGGACGCACUUAUUCCGCUGGUUACAAGUCUGGUACAUCAAUUGAGCGAGCUCGCAGUGUCUCUCGUCCGCGGGCCGUCCCACCAUCCGAACUCCCUCCCCCUCCGCCCGUCCCUCCGGUGUUGCGCGACAAGGUCCAGGUGGUGCAGCAGAGGGUUUUCGUGGGAGACCUGCAGCGUUUCCAUACUGUUGAGAUAGGCCCUUCAACUACGGCGGACGAUGUACUCAAAAUGGUCGCUGGCCAGGGAGGACUUGACGAUAUCGUGGGUAGUGGGGGCUGGAUGCUCUGGGAAGUUGCUCAGGACUUCGGCAUGGAACGACCUAUCCGUGGCUUUGAAAUCCUGACGGAUGUCUUCACAUCGUGGAACAAGGACAAAAUGGUCAAUAUGCUCAUGAUCAAGAGAACGCUUCUCGAGCCGAUCCUCAGGCGUUCUGCUCUUCCCUCGAGUUCUCCCCUCUGUAGAGGUUAUGUCGAGUACGAGGUCAAGCGAGGCAAAUGGAAUAAGCGCUGGCUGGAGUUGCGCGAGCAUAGCUUGUACCUGGCGAAGCGUGAUAAUGGCAAAGACGAGACCUUCCUCUGCUCGUUGUCCAACUUCGACGCGUACCACGUCACCCGGCUUCAUAAGGCGCCUAAGCCGUAUACUUUCGCUGUCAAGUCCACCGACAAUCUAUCGUUCUUCGAGAACACUGCGGAUUACGUCCAUGUCUUCUCAUGCCCCGAGAGAGAAGGUCAAAUGUGGAUGGAGAAAAUCCUUCUUGCAAGGUCCUACAUGCUGAUCCAGGAGCGAACCGUCCUCAUGGCUAAGACCGGUGGCCUUAACGGCUCUGGCGGAGCUAAGGGUCUUGUACGCGCCCCGACUCGGAAACAGCCGCCCCGUGUCAACCAGACGCUCGUCCAGCCUCCCACAACGACCGUCUUUGAACCAGGAUCGCUGUUGGCUAAGCGGUAAACCUGUGUUCUCCGCCAUCUAUCUCCCUUCCCGUCGAAUUUCUUGUAUAUACCUGGCCCCGCGUGGUAUAAGGAUUGCGGUCAUGGAUAACUUAUUGCAUUUGUAGAACCCAUCUUUACCACCACUAUCUCUUCCCUUCGUAUACGUCGCAUAUGUCCACUGGGUUAGGUACUCGUUCUUGUGUACUCAGAAGUUGUUGUAGGUGGCGUCGGGCCUGAUACCAGAUGCCUGUCAUGGCUUUUGUACAAGUACAGUCGACUCUGUCUUAAUCCAUACCUGUCAUAACCCAUAACC
Gloeophyllum trabeum ATCC 11539 is the source of this 2586-nucleotide messenger RNA. RefSeq lists its product as uncharacterized. The record is from RefSeq and is a predicted model, not a curated record. Bases 49 to 2292 code for a protein of 747 amino acids. NCBI's taxonomy places the organism in Eukaryota, Fungi, Basidiomycota, Agaricomycetes, Gloeophyllales, Gloeophyllaceae. The transcript is spliced from 5 exons.